AUGGCCCCCAGAGAUAUUCUUCGCAAGGAUUAUAAAGAUUGGCAAGAUGAUAGCAAAGGGCUGUCUGCUGCAGCCAAUGAGAAUAUAAAGCUGGGAAUAAGCUCGACAGUUCAGUCGUUUGCUUGGCUUUAUUCAGAACAUCCAGAUUUCAAUACAGAUAUUGCGAACUGGGCAGAAAAUGAGAAUCUUUCCAUUUGUGCUGUAAUGGCUACUUCGACGGACUCGCAGAACAACUUUCAGAGGGAACUAGCGGUUUACGCGACCGAGGAUGCUAAAGACCUCCUCGACACCUUACUUCAAAAGGCGUCGGGUCCUCUACAGCUCGAACCUAAAGUCAUUCCUAAUGCCACUGAUGAUCGAGUGCUUAUAUUCCAGCAGAAAAAUGUGGCUGCCUCGCGUAAGCAAGUAGCUCCUAUUUUCAGAAAUGCACUCUACGGCACUUCACUGCCUGCUCUGUAG
Sugiyamaella lignohabitans is the source of this 459-nucleotide messenger RNA. RefSeq names its product Ppx1p (gene PPX1). The transcript has a single exon. Gene Ontology annotation, cellular component: cytoplasm. Lineage: Eukaryota; Fungi; Ascomycota; Dipodascomycetes; Dipodascales; Trichomonascaceae. The record is from RefSeq and is a predicted model, not a curated record. Gene Ontology annotation, molecular function: exopolyphosphatase activity. Bases 1 to 459 code for a protein of 152 amino acids.